AUGAAGCCUACAACGGUGGCACUGCUCAUUUUGAUCAAUAUGAUGUGCACUAUUGGAUACUUUGAUCAUGCAAGUUUUCUUGGAACCAAGGCCCACGAAACCACCUUGCUGGCAAAUUCAUAUGGAACCAAUGAAGGAACCGGUUUUACCAAGGGCAUAAAUCUUGGAAGGAAGCUGACGGUGAGGGCCCGCACCUGGGAUAGUAGAGAUAUCUGCUGCAAAAUGACCUCCAAUCCUUGCAAACGGUAUGUUGCAUCAGCAGGUUCUUAA
Messenger RNA from Miscanthus lutarioriparius, 270 nucleotides. NCBI's taxonomy places the organism in Eukaryota, Viridiplantae, Streptophyta, Magnoliopsida, Poales, Poaceae. The record is from the annotation of a GenBank genome assembly.